CCGUCCUCCUCCUUCCCCAUUUCGUCUCUCUUGCAUACACCGCGUCUCAAACCCCACCCUCUCUCUCGCUCCUGAGUUUCUCUCUCUAGAGAUUUCUCAGGCUGCUCCUCUCUACCCCCGCCCUCUAUCUCCUAAGUUUCUCUCUCAUCGUCUGGCCGCCCAAUUUUGCAGCCCUCUCUCUCCGAUUAGCUUCCAAUUCUUUUCUCAGUUCUAGGUCAACACUUCAAUUCAACCCUUCGGUCUCCACCUUACCGAUUCAUUCGCUUCCGAUGGCGUAUAUUUCAUCUUAGGCUUUUUCUUAGCCUCUUCACCGUUACUCUCCGUUACCACUCUGUACCACAUCUUCCUCAAGCUAAUACAAUUUGCACUUAUGGCGUUGCGCUUCACCGUCGCUUACUCCGGCCACGCGGCCCGGACCCUGGCCGCCUCCGCCAGGGCCGGCGGCUGCCGCACGUGGCCACGCCCGAAGCCGGGUGCCACGUGCACCACCCUGGCCGGAGGGUUUUUCCUUGGCAGUGAUAGUAGUAAUCACUCGCCCCUUGCGAUCGGCUUGAAUUCGUUGGUGAAAUCAGGCCGACCACAAGCGAUGGCAUCCGCUUCGAUCGUGCCCUUUUUGCAAGCAUCGAAGUGGAUGUCUUGUAACGAUCCCGUACAGGGAUCUGCUAGUCACGAGGUGGAUAAAGGUGGGACAAAAGAAGAGAGAGAUUGCUUGGAGGGUAUGUCUAAGGGAUUGAGUCAAAGGGAAUUUGAUGAGAGGAGCAAUUGGGUGUCUAGGUUAUUCGGUUUUCAGUCCGAGGAAGCCAAAGCCGUCUUCACGGCGUUGACUGUUGGUGUGCUUUUCCGGUCGAGUUUGGGGGAGACGAGAUCGAUCCCGUCCUCCUCUAUGUACCCUACUCUGGACGUGGGUGACCGGAUUUUGGCUGAGAAGGUUUCAUAUAUCUUUAAGAAGCCUGAAGUUUCAGAUAUUGUGAUAUUUAAGGCACCUCCAUUUCUUCAGGAACUUGGCUUUGAUGUGUUUAUAAAAAGAAUUGUUGCAAAGGAAGGGGAUUAUGUUGAAGUACGUGAUGGUAAAUUGAUGGUGAAUGGUACUGUGCGAGAUGAGGAUUUCAUUCUAGAGCCACUUGCUUAUGAAAUGGACGAAGUACUUGUUCCUGAAGGGUACGUGUUUGUGAUGGGGGACAAUCGUAACAACAGUUUGGACUCCCACAACUGGGGUCCUCUUCCAAUCAAAGACAUAAUUGGUAGGUCGGUGCUCCGUUACUGGCCCCCCUCCAAAGUCUCCGACACUAUUUAAGGAGCACCUGCAAAGAAGGAUGCUUAGUGUCACGGAGCACCUGUGAAGAAGUCUGCAGCUGCAGUGUCGUACCAUCAUCUCCCUCUGCUUGCACAAUUGCAGAGGCGGGUCUCGGAUAACUGUUUUAUCCGCUUCUAUCAUGUUGCCAAUUAUUUCCCACUCAUUUGCUCUCGAUGUUGUGAUUGUUGCAUAAUUUUGUUGAUGGUGAUGGAUCAUCUCAUCCAUCGGUGUGCUCUUAAUGUAUCAAUGGCGUAACAGUGGCUCUGUUUGCUUUUGUUUCUGUAAUGGCUUUCUCGAACUCUUUUCUGCGAAAAAGAGUGGGGAAAAUAGUGGAAGAAAAAGAUAUUACUGGGCAAGAAUCUUUCAUCUAUAUUGAAUCCCAGCAGUUACUCUUGUUAUUCUCUUAUUCAGAAAUGUUCAAAUCUUGUUAUUCUCUUAUUCAAAA
This is a messenger RNA of Rhododendron vialii, 1739 nucleotides long. RefSeq names its product probable thylakoidal processing peptidase 2, chloroplastic. Gene Ontology annotation, biological process: thylakoid membrane organization. Gene Ontology annotation, molecular function: serine-type endopeptidase activity. The coding region runs from base 371 to 1294 and encodes 307 amino acids. Gene Ontology annotation, cellular component: chloroplast thylakoid membrane. The transcript has 6 exons. The record is from RefSeq and is a predicted model, not a curated record. Lineage: Eukaryota; Viridiplantae; Streptophyta; Magnoliopsida; Ericales; Ericaceae.